Messenger RNA from Sorex araneus (European shrew), 2467 nucleotides. RefSeq names its product collagen alpha-2(XI) chain-like. Lineage: Eukaryota; Metazoa; Chordata; Mammalia; Eulipotyphla; Soricidae. The record is from RefSeq and is a predicted model, not a curated record. The transcript is spliced from 2 exons. Bases 407 to 1420 code for a protein of 337 amino acids.
ACAGUCCACGGUGCGGGGCCCAGAUGCAGUAUGAGUGACGCUCUCUCCGGGCCUGGCUUUCGCGGACACCGAGCCUGCUCUGGGUGCGAGGGGCUGCCUUCCUUCUCUCCGGGAGCCUGGACUCUCCGGCCUCUCAGCAGCUGGACGCUGGCUCUUCCCAGCGGGGUCCGUGCUGUAGCACUAACGCCUGUCACUCACCCUCCUUGCUAACACACCGCUCUAACCCUGCUGACAGGCCGCCGGGCCUUUGCACACGUGAACUCAGAGCCACACGGGGAGACCCUAGGGUUUCUGUAGAGAUGCACAGACCAGAGCAGCCUCGGGGCUGCUGGGCGCUGCCUGUCCGGGAGCCCUUCCCAGUCACCAGGUGCUGAGACGCGCCAGCCCGUGUCUGCCCCGCCCAGACAUGCUCCGCGCUGGGCACAUGCCGCCUCACAGCUGGGGGCUGCCGGCAGGUCGGUGCCCGCAGCCAGGUGCUCAGACUCUGCACGCCGUGGGCUUCUCUUCGAGGGGUUUCCCUGAGCAGUUCUUUUGCCGAGUACUAGUUUGGCUCCUGCCCGAAUGGCACCGCGGGCCCAGACUCCGCCCCGGGCAGGGGCCUUCUCGGGAGAGUCUGGCCCCGCCCCCGCGGACCAGGCCCUGGCAGCAGGGGUCACUGUGGGGGAGGGCUGUGUCGCCCGGAGAGGUGCUCCUGCAGUCCCCGGGCACGGGUCCUCCUGGGACGUGCUGUGGGGUCGGAGGCCAGGGCAGCGCCUUGGGAGCACGCGGGGAGGCCGCACCCACAGGCCCCCCGGUCCUGGCCUGGUGUCCAGUCCUGGCUGUGGGAGCCGUGGAGGCCUCGGGGGUCACAGCCCCGCUGGGUGCGCCAGGAGCCGGGGCCCUUGCAGAGCAGCCGCAGCUUGUCCGCAGACCCCAGGCCUCCAGGUACCGCAGGCGGAGCCGGGACCCCAGAUACCUGCGGGGGGACCCGGGGCCUAGACAGCUGCGGGCGGCCCCGGGCCCAGACGCGUGUGGCAGACUGGACCCCGGAUGGACGUGGGCGUUCCCCAGGAGUGGGGGCCACACUGCAGGCUGCGGCUCCCAGGAGUCGCUGCCUCUCCCGGGCUUGCUCCCCGCCCUGAGGGGCCGCGUGUGCAGGCGAGGUCGGGCCUCGCCCGCUGUGCCCUGGACAGCUCAGCUCUGGGCGGGGCUGCAGAGUCGGGGGGCCUGGGUGGGGCGGAUCGGGAGAGGGCAGGCCUGGGGGUGCCCCGGAGCGCCCGGUCACUGCCGGGCACUGUGGCCCUCAGUGUCCAGUGCUUCAAACCCAGGCCUGGGGAGGUGUGGUCAGCAGAGGGGCUGCCGCCGCCUGUGGACAGGCUGGGCCAGUGGCCUGCUGACGGGGUCAGGCGCCCCACCCCCGGAAGGCUCUGGGCUGGGGUGACCCCGCCCUCAGGAUGUGGCCCCGCCCCCAGGAGGUGACCCCGCCCUCCCUCGGGAGGUGGUUCUUCUGUAGUUUUGUGUUUGGGCCAUACCGGUAGUACUCAGGACUCACUUCUGGCUCUGCUCGGGGGUCACUCCUGGCAGGUUUGGGGGGCCGUAGAGGAUGCCAGGGAUCAAGGCUAGGUUGGGCGCAUGCAAGACAAGUGCCCUGCCCUGUGGCUCCAGCUGGGACCCCCUUCUGCACCGUGUGUGCGUGCAGUCCCCUUUCCCGGCCUGUGCCAGGGACUCUUGGGAAAUGGGAGAUGCACUGCCGUCCGGCCACCGUCCUCCCUCCCCUGGGUGGCCACUGACCACGGGCCCUCUGGGGCCUCUGGGGUUCAGCUGAGGAAACGCCCCUCUCCCGUGGCCCCCACAUCCUGAGCCUCCUUUCAGCCUCCUUUGCUUUCCGCCCCUCAGGAGCCCCUCCCCACUUUCCCCGCUGUUGAGUCCCGACCUCUCCCUCGGGGAGCUGCCCAGUGGGGCUCAGAGCCUUUCCCAGCUCAGUGUCGGGGUCCCCCUCUCCCUCGGGGAGCUGCCCAGUGGGGCUCAGAGCCUUUCCCAGCUCAGUGUUGGGGUCCCCCUCUCCCUCGGGGAGCUGCCCAGUGGGGCUCAGAGCCUUUCCCAGCUCAGUGUUGGGGUCCCCCUCCCAGUGGGCUUUGCCCUUUGCCCGGCACGAGGGCUGUAGACCCUGUCAGGGUGGUGUGAGCUGCCUGGUGUGUGCAGGACCCACGGGUGGCGCUCAGGGCCUCCUGCAGCCGCGCGGGGCGCGAGGUGCAUGCCCGGCUGCCCGGCUGCCUGGCAGCCAUCUGGGCCCUCGGGUCGUGUCUGCGUGGCGGGAAGAGCCGGGAGCAGCGAGGCUGUGCUGUGGGCGAGGAGUAGGGAGGAGAGCCUGCCAGGGGCCGCGGCCGGCCUGUCCCCGCCGGGGGCUCACGGCUCUUCUGAGCAGACAGAGCGUUUUCUUGUCCUGCCCACAGCCCUGGGGAGUUGGUAACCAGUUUUAUUUUUCCAU